CACUUGAUAUCAAAUGACAUUCGUUGAGUUAGGAAAAACCUGGUGACACAAAAUAAUCGAUAACUUUCAUGGCUCAAUGCAUGUGCUAUAGAACUCCGAUAUCCAAACCUGGAAAGAGAGUUUCCCUGGGAAAGUAUUUUUAGCCACUUACUCAGACAUUGAAAUGUCAAUGCUAAACAAACAAAAAAAAAACACUCCAUGGUUUACAGUUUAGUUUCAAUCGGACCAAAACAACCGCAUCCCUGUUGUGCUUGGAAAAGGUUGCAGAGUGGGAAGUAUCAAAUCAGUUUGCCAGAUUUCUUUAAAAAUAAUUAAACUACAAAACUACACAAUGGGAUCAAGUGUCCACAACAGUCACCAGCUAGAAAUAUCCGAUGAUGAAAACAAACAGUCAAAACAACUAACAAGUGUUAUAAGGGUACAGUUCAAAGGUCAUGAUACUUAUACAUCAGAAGAAAUUCUUAGAUCUGAAAUGACAGUUCGUGAGGAGGACACAAAUUGUGAGUGCUCUUAUUAUAGUGCCGAGACAUCCUGUGACAAGAAGGAAUCUUGUAUACGCAGCACUAAAAACAUUAAUCAAAGUGUCAAUCAAGGCGAUGAGAUAAAUGUGCAGUCGAUUGAAGGUGCCCGACACAACGUCAAUUCUCAAUGUAAAAGCAGUGGUGUUCAGGAUGUCCAGAAUGUGUCCCAAACUUUACACAGCUAUGACGUCAGUCAACAAAUUAUCAAAGAAACGUUCCAGAGAUCAGAAUCGUUGGAACAACAGGUACAAAACAUCAAAAAUAUAGAUCAGUGCCUCGGAGACAGUGGUGUUAUUAAUAGCCAAGUAAUUAAUAAUUCAAGUCAAAGUGCCGUUAGCAGCAAGCAAAACGUUCAAUAUGCUAAUAAUUACUUACAGAAGACUGGGAACUCGGAUGCAAGUACACAGGAAAUACUAAAUACCAAUCAAAGAUUAGGGCAAUCUGAGCAAUCUCUUCAAGUUGCUGGUAACUCCAAUGAAGUAGUUGGCAACUCCAAUGCCUGCUCUCAGACUCUGAAAGCUACAGAGCAAGACGUGAGAUCUGCUGAGCAAUGCCUACAGACUGCGAAGAAUAACGAAGAAAGAGCAGGCAACUCUUAUAAGUUCACUCAAACUAUCCACAACACUACACAGAUUUCAGGCAACACUGAAACAUCUGGACAACAUGUUGAAAACACAGAAAGAGUUGCAGGACAUUCACUGCUUUCUAGUCAAAUAGUUACAGACACUAAACAGUCAAUCGAGAAAACAGAAAUGUCUCUUCAGGAAGUAACAAACUGUCGAACUGUCACUGGAAGGUCAGGAACAAGCGUACAAAGUGUUUUAGACACUUUCCAGACAGCUAGAAGUUCAGAAUCGUUACUGCAGUGUGUUGAAAAUGUUACAAAAACGGAACACCAGCAGAGUGAUACAGAUCAUCUAUCACAAACGAACACAUCAAAUUGGAACAGGGGCACGACGGUAGAAGAUGACGCAUUAAGCGAAAAUGAUGCUCCUUGUAACAGCGUUGAACAAAUGACAUACGAACAUUUAUUAAACGAACAUUUAUUUCAAGAUUUGUGUUCAAUAGGCAACGAAAGAGCUAAAGUUUUUCAGAGCAUACAAAGCACUGUUCAGAGAUGUGAUAGCUCACAAGAGGCCAAUCAGAUCGUACAAAACAGUGCAUCUAAUGGCAAUGUUAUACAGAUCAUAGGAAAUACAAUUCAAAAUAUUUAAUUUUGUAAA
Biomphalaria glabrata is the source of this 1744-nucleotide messenger RNA. RefSeq lists its product as uncharacterized. The record is from RefSeq and is a predicted model, not a curated record. The transcript has 2 exons. Lineage: Eukaryota; Metazoa; Mollusca; Gastropoda; Planorbidae. The coding region runs from base 332 to 1735 and encodes 467 amino acids.